This is a messenger RNA of Trichomycterus rosablanca, 2128 nucleotides long. RefSeq names its product aldehyde dehydrogenase 3 family, member B1 (gene aldh3b1). Gene Ontology annotation, cellular component: cytoplasm. Gene Ontology annotation, molecular function: 3-chloroallyl aldehyde dehydrogenase activity; aldehyde dehydrogenase (NAD+) activity. Gene Ontology annotation, biological process: aldehyde metabolic process. The record is from RefSeq and is a predicted model, not a curated record. The transcript is spliced from 10 exons. Lineage: Eukaryota; Metazoa; Chordata; Actinopteri; Siluriformes; Trichomycteridae. Bases 335 to 1756 code for a protein of 473 amino acids.
UGCUGCUGUUCCUGCACUGAUUAUCCAGGGUUUAGGUGCAUGUCUGGGAUCAUUAUUUUAGUUUCAUUUUACUUAUUGACUUACUGUUUAAUUAAUUAAAUACGAUUUAGUUUUUAAAUCAGAAUUUUCUCUAAAAGGGAAGUCACAGAACUGCUGUGAGUGUUUCUGGUAGGUUAGGAAGUUUAGUAGGUUUCAACCAUUCUAAUGCCAAACUCGACAAACUUGAUUUAGUUGAACAUCCGGAACUACCUUCACUGAAACCUGGAUUAACUGCACCGAACUCAGUAACGCUUCAGGAGAAAAUACUUGGUAAAGUUUACUGUUAGUGUGUGAAAUGGAAAGUCAUAAAGAAGUGAUCAAGAGACUUCAGGUUGCAUUCAGAUCUGGUGUGACUGUUCCCCUCCAAUUCCGUCUGACUCAGCUGGAGGCUUUGCUUUCUCUACUAGAGGACAAUGAGACACAGAUCUUAGAGACACUGCGCAAGGACCUUGCCAAGCCCAAGUUUGAGGCAGUGCUAUCAGAAAUUGAUAUUGUGGCCAAUGAGCUUCGUUAUACCAUUUGUAACCUGCAAGAUUGGAUGCAACCCAGCUAUGUGGGCAAAAAUCUGGCAACAAAACUGGAUGACUGCUUUGUACGCAGAGAGCCAUUAGGUGUAGUUUUGAUAAUAGGAGCAUGGAACUAUCCUCUCCAGCUCAUUUUGGCCCCACUGAUUGGUGCUAUUGCUGCAGGCAAUUGUGCCAUUCUCAAACCGUCUGAGAUCAGUCAAGCAACGGAAAGCCUUCUCUCAGACCUUAUACCCAAGUACCUGUCUCAGGAGUGCUUUGCAGUUAUACGUGGAGGAGCAGAGGAUACCAAAUUGCUGUUGCAGAACAGAUUUGAUCACAUCUUCUACACGGGCUCUAAAGUGGUGGCGCGUAGCAUCAUGCAGGCAGCAGCAGUGCACCUCACCCCCGUCACGCUAGAGCUUGGUGGAAAAUGCCCCUGUGUCAUUUACGGCGAGCUGGACGUCAAAGCCGCCGCAAAGAGGCUGGUCUGGGCCAAAUUCUUCAAUGCAGGACAGAGUUGCGUGGCACCAGAUUACAUCCUGUGCACAACAGAGAUGCGAGAUAUGCUGAUACCUGCAAUUACUGAAGCCUUGGAGGGCUUCUAUGGGCCUCAUGUGCAGCAAAGCCCUGACUACGGCCGCAUCGUGACAGACAGGCACUGGAACAGACUUACAGAACUUCUGGAAAAGUCAAAAGGAAAAGUGGUUGUUGGAGGAGACUGCUCGAGAGAGGAAAAAUUCAUUGCUCCCACGGUGGUAGUGGAUCUACAAGAAUCAGACGCUCUGAUGGAAGAGGAGAUAUUUGGCCCCAUCCUUCCCAUCAUCACUGUGGAGUCUCUAGAGCAGGGCAUCAGCUUUAUUAACCAGAGGGAGAAGCCCCUGGCUCUUUACGUCUUUUCUGACAACUCUCAGGUGGUGACCACAGUGUUGGAGAGAACCAGUAGCGGAGGGUUUUGCUCUAAUGAUGGAAUAGUUCACAUGACACUUCCUGGUUUGCCUUUUGGAGGAGUGGGUGAAAGUGGGAUGGGUUGUUAUCACGGCCGUUGGAGUUUUGAGACCUUCAGCCACAGACGAGCUUGUAUGCUACGUACCUGGAAACUUGAGCGAAUCAGUGCAUUACGCUAUCCACCAUACGGAGAAACAAACCUGGGCUGGCUGCGCUGGGCCACAACAGCUAAAAAGAAGAGCUGGGGAGUGUGCAGUGUGAUGUGACAAAAUAAGGCUUUUAUUGCUUACUACUGGAAUGAAAGUACCUAAACGAAAGCAUGCAAGCAUUAAGUUGUACGUUUUCAGGUACCACUAAUGCAAGCGCUUACCUGUGCUGCAGACUGUGAAACUAAUGCAAUCCUUAUUAAAGACUACUUAUUUAAAAGUAGUUUUUGAUGGUUUGACACUGCAUCAAAAGUAUUUGAUUUAAAUUCAGAUUUAACAGUGAUCCGGUGAUACUGUUCAGUACAGCUAUAGAAAAUAAUUAUGCCUAACUUUUAUCUUUCUGUACAUGACAAUCGCAGCAUACGUCCAAAUAUGUCUUGUAUGUCCUGAAAUGUAAACAAAAGUCUAUUAAAGACUUAUUUAAUACACUAA